Molecule: messenger RNA, 3653 nt
Organism: Cadophora gregata
Lineage: Eukaryota; Fungi; Ascomycota; Leotiomycetes; Helotiales; Ploettnerulaceae
Exons: 1
Coding region: 459-3362 (967 amino acids)
Biological process (GO): DNA alkylation repair; DNA repair
Cellular component (GO): nucleus
Molecular function (GO): dioxygenase activity
Source: RefSeq, a predicted model, not a curated record
CCCCUCCGCGCCCCUCCCCUACCCUCCCCGGCCCUGCCUCAGUGCCUGUCCUGACUUUUGACUUUCUUAAGAUGCAUCUGCCUCUCUCCUCCUGCUGCAGACAGAUGUCGGACAGUCAACUCAUCACUGCAUCAUCGUGGCCCAGAUGAGGACCAGUAACCGACCUACAGAAUCGAACAACCAUGCCGUGUGACAGCUUGCUCUCUCUGCGAUUCUGGCGGCUGUUUUGAACUGGCUCUCGAGGCCCCAUGCAUGCAGAUAAAUAAGGAUUCAGAUCACAAUUUAUCUUCUGUAAGCCCGCAUCGUCCCCAAUUAAAGUCGCGUGGGCAUCACAGAUCUUCCCUGAACUUCCGUAUUAUCCUUGCGCCUGCAGCCGGCCGCAGAUAGACGGCUCUUAAAAUACAUCUUGGACUGCCUCGUGAAAUGCUUACUGAUGUUUGCCCUCCAGUUCACCAGAGAUGUUCCAAAUCGAUGCUCAAAGCCUGCCUUUUGUGCAGACCCGCUCGGCGCUGCUGGUCCUCGAUCUUCAAAACGACUUCGUCGGCCCCGAUGCGACUUUGCCCGUCGAAAAACCUCCAGGUUACCUCGAUAAGGUAGUAGGACUUGUUCCUGAUUUCCGAGCUACAGGCAAUGUGAUAUGGAUUCGAAGUUGCUUCCAGGCCUCGCGGCCAGUCAAUGAACCCUAUGGAGAGAGCGAGAGCGUUGUGACGGACAUCGAGUUGAACUUGGCAAAGCGAGGAGAUAAUAAUAAUUUGGGGAAGUCUGGAGAACAUGUUCCACAGCCAGAGGAUGACUUGGAGAAGAAAGAAACCAAUGGACAUGCAGUAGAGAGUGGCGCAUUACUGGCUCUGGAGGAGGAGGAUGACCCAAUUACGGAAACAUAUCUCACAGUCAAACCGGGCAAACUCCCGCAAGUUGUUUUAGCCAUGUCCCCGAACACGAAUCUUGUUCAGGUGGUUUUGAAUGCUAUGGAUGCAACAAAAGAUCUAAUAUUUCAAAAGACGUGGUACUCUGCCUUCAGAGAUGGAAGUCUCGUGCAGAUACUACGGGCCAAGUUUGUGACGGAGAUAUUCAUAUGUGGGGCUCUGACGAAUAUAAGUGUCUUUGCAACUGCUAUGGAUGCAGCACGACAUGGCUAUGCUAUCACCAUUGUUGAGGAUUGUCUCGGGUACCGGAGCAAGGAGAGGCAUGACGAGGCCCUUCGUCGACUGAUUGAAUUUACUGGCUGCGAUGUUAUAUCAAGUGAGGUGCUGGCACAAGAACUGCAAGAGAAAGCGAAAAAGCAGCCACCCCCUAGGACUAAUCAGCCACGGCCAGGACAGAAGGGAACCAAUUCUACACUCGAGCAGUUGAUGUCCAGUCUCAGUUUGAAAAAGGACAGAUCGGCAGGGAAACAGAAAGCCUCGAAUUCUACUGGAGCGUCUCCAAUUGUGGCUGCGGAAAGUGCUGGAAGCUCUCAGCGGGCUGAGAGCAAUGACUCAGAAGAUCUUCAACUCCCUUCAAAGGCAGCUGAACCAGAGAAGAAGCGCGACAGAGUCAGACAGAAAAUAAGAACUCGUCGACGUCCAUCAAACCCGCCGAAGCCAGCAGAAAGAGAACCUGGAGCUGCAGCACCUUUGUCUGAAAGAGGUCACGUGUCAACCACAGCAACACUGGAGGCGGCGACAAAAGCUCUUGAGGACUUACCCAAAACGGCAAACGAGACAGAAGAUACGCCCGCAAAGAAAGAAGAUAUAGAGUCACCAAGUCGUGAGAUGAAGUCAGAAGACCCAGCAAUGGCCAAGCUCACAGCAUCAAUGGGUGCCAUCGCCGUACAUCCUGACUACGUAGUUGAGGCUGAUCAAGAGUCUUCUAGCGAGGAUGGAUCAUCUCUUCUAUGUGAAGGUGACACGACGAUCAUUAAGAAUCUUUUAGAUGAUGAGCUUGCCGACGACAUUUUCGAAAAGAUUCGCGAUGAGGUACAAUGGCAGAAGAUGUCCCACCAAGGGGGGGAAGUCCCACGCCUGGUAGCCGUUCAAGGCUCAGUUGCCGAUGAUGGCAGCAUUCCGGUGUAUCGCCAUCCAGCAGAUGAAUCGCCACCUUUAUUACCAUUCUCAUCAACCGUCUCACUCAUCCAGAAACAAGUCGAGAAGCAUCUUGGACACCAAGUCAACCACGUCUUGAUCCAAUUCUAUCGAAAUGGAUCAGACUACAUCUCGGAGCAUAGUGACAAGACCUUGGAUAUUGUUCCAGAGACGUUCAUUGCUAAUGUCAGUCUCGGUGCCCAAAGAACGAUGGUCUUCCGAACCAAGAGACAGAAGGGAAGUGAGCCUGCCACCGAUGUUGUAGCGCCUAGAAAAGCAGCAAGAGCUGGGCUGCCUCACAACUCAAUGUGCAAAAUGGGCUUAGUCACAAACAUGCGCUGGCUACAUGGCAUUCGGCAGGAUAAGAGGUUGGCUAGUGAGAAGAUGGCAGAGGAACUAGCUUAUCAAGGUGGUCGUAUCUCUUUGACUUUCAGGCUCAUUGGAACAUAUCUCGAUAAGGAUCAGCAGAAGAUCUGGGGCCAAGGCGCUGUCGCUAAGACCAAGGAGAAGGCCAAGGCUGUCAUCAAUGGGAACACCCCUGAAGCCGAAAUGAUGCUCAAAGCUUUUGGCAAAGAAAAUCAAUCAACGGAGUUUGACUGGAAGGCAUCUUACGGGGAUGGCUUCGAUGUCCUGCAUAUCUCCAAUGCCCGAAAGCUGUUUCUGUCUGGAGAUGCGACCGCAGAUCUCCGUGUUAAGCUAUACCUUGCUGAGCUGAAUAUCGAAUGGACCGAGGGCAAGCUCUCACCUCCAUUUACAUGGAAGGACGGAAGUUCGCAUCAUGGCGCACCAGAUAUCCCAGAAAGCCUGCCCGUCAAGUUCGUCGACAACGACCUCAGCAAAACUACUGUCACAGGUGACCUAGCAAUCAUGCUCUACCUUGACGCAGUCUACGGCUCAAAAUGCAAUAGCCCACCCAAAUCCCAAGUCGAUAUCGGUCGCCAGUUUACCCGCCUCCAGCAAUCCGUCGCCUUGCAAAAGAGAUGGCGAGCCCAACCCUUCAAUGUCAAGCCCUUUCAGCACGAGCUCAAGAGUUGGGAAGCCUACGCUCGUGAGGCGCCGUAUAUUGCAGGCUCUACUAUCUCUGUGACAGAUUUUGCGGUCUUUGCUAUUUUUGAGGAGAUACGCAAUGAGUGGAAGAAUGCGGAGGGUGUGCAUAAUGUUGUGGCGUGGUAUUUUAGGAUUAGGUACAGGGAAAGUGUGAUGAAGGUGAUGGGCCGACUGGACGAGCCCGCUAGACAAAGACAGGCGGCGUUGGCGUCGUAUCCAGAUGUUAAGAAGUGGGAUGAUGACAGUGAGUAGGUGUAGCUAAAAGUGAAGUCAGUACUGCCUUUUUGGAGAUGCAGAAAGGACAUGCCUCUAGAUCAUGAGACGCUCUGUGACGGGAAGCAGAUGGAGACCUCCAAUACGGUGGCCCUUGGUGUGGAACAGCAGGGCUGGAUCAUGAUGCGCAUGGAAGCGAAGUGUCGAAGAUGUCUGCUCUCACUUCUGAUCUGCUAGUGUUGAGAUUAUUCUGCAAAGGAUAGUUAUCACGCAGCUCAUGUCUUGCAUUUAUAGAUGGACAGUAAAAGCAUUUUUAAUGACAAAGCCAAU